AUGGCCAGACGUCUUUACCUCGGCAGACUUCCUCCUGAUGCUCGUUCUGAUGAUGUAGCAAAAUUCUUCGACGGCUAUGGUCGCAUUGUUGAUUGUCGCGUCAUGACUGGUUCGUCCGACAAACGGCGCUCAGCAAACCCCGGGCUCACAGCACCUUCCUCAGGCUUUGGCUUCGUCGAAUUUGAAAACUCAAAGGAUGCUGAGGAUGCAGUGCACCAUUUCAAUGGAAAACCGUUCAUGGGCGUCAACAUUGUUGUUGAAUUUGCCAAGGAGAGCCGCCCACGACGAGAUGUGUAUGAGGGAGGAGGAGAGCGAGGAUUUGGUUCUGCACGCUCACGAAGGCCUCCUGGUAUCCGUCUGAUUGUAUCUGGGAUUUCUCGCGACACAAGCUGGCAGGAUUUGAAAGAUUUCGGUCGUGAAGCUGGAAGUGUUUCAUUUGCAGACAUCGACCGUGAUUUCCCCGGCCAAGGGAUCCUAGAAUACCUAUCCCGUGAUGAUGCUGAUCGCGCUGUCAAGGAUCUGGACGGUAAGGACCUUCGUGGUAGGCCUGUCCGGGUCGCUCUAGAUGAUUCUCGUGGAGGUGUCGAUAAUUACAGACGCGAUGAUCGUCGUGAUGAGCGACCUCGCGAGGAUCGGUAUAGAGACGACCGUUAUCACAGAGAAGACCGCUCGGGUUACCGCCGUGACCGCUCGAGAUCGCCUCCACGUCGUGCUGAAUUUGAAGAUCGUCGCCCCAGGUCUCCCCCUCCCAGCAGGAGGGAUCAUGAGGAAAGAAGGCCUGCAGGGUACGAUGAUUACCGGCGGGGAGGCUAUGAUGAUGACCGUAAAGGGCCUGAUUAUUAUUAUGACCGUCGCAGGGAUGAUGUGGACAGACGCCGAGACGACCGUAGUCGGCGCGAAGAAAAAGACGAGCGAUACGAAGAAAGAGCCGUUAGACACACGAACGGAAACGGAGAUGCUGGGUGGAGUCGCUGA
Molecule: messenger RNA, 975 nt
Organism: Serpula lacrymans var. lacrymans S7.9
Lineage: Eukaryota; Fungi; Basidiomycota; Agaricomycetes; Boletales; Serpulaceae
Exons: 8
Coding region: 1-975 (324 amino acids)
Cellular component (GO): nucleus; ribonucleoprotein complex; cytoplasm
Molecular function (GO): mRNA binding
Source: RefSeq, a predicted model, not a curated record